Molecule: messenger RNA, 774 nt
Organism: Haliotis rufescens (red abalone)
Lineage: Eukaryota; Metazoa; Mollusca; Gastropoda; Lepetellida; Haliotidae
Exons: 1
Coding region: 1-774 (257 amino acids)
Source: RefSeq, a predicted model, not a curated record
AUGGACCAGGACCACCAACUGGGUAGAGGGUCAUCUAUCACCACUACUCCACAGAUGGACCAGGACCACCAACUAGGUAGAGGGGCAUCUAGCACCACUACUACACAGAUGGACCAGGACCACCAACUAGGUAGAGGGGCAUGUAGCACCACUACUCCACAGACGGACCAGAUCCACCAACUGGGCAGAGGGUCAUCUGUCACCACUACUCCACAGACGGACCAGAUCCACCAACUGGGGAGAGGGUCAUCUAUCACCACUACUCCACAGAUGGACCAGGACCACCAACUAGGUAGAGGGGCAUCUGUCACCACUUCUCCACAGAUGGACAAGAUCCACCAACUAGGUAGAGGGUCAUCUAUCACCACUACUCCACAGAUGGACCAGGACCACCAACUAGGUAGAGGGGAAUGUACCACCACUACUCUGCAGAUGGACCAGAUCCACCAACUAGGUAGAGGGUCAUCUAUCACCACUACUCCACAGAUGGACCAGGAUCACCAACUAGGUAGAGGGGCAUGUACCACCACUACUCCACAUAUGGACCAGGACCACCAACUAGGUAGAGGGUCAUCUAUCACCACUACUCCACAGAUGGACCAGGACCGCCAACUGGGUAGAGGGGCAUGUAUCACCACUACUCCACAGAUGGACCAGAUCCACCAACUGGGGAGAGGGUCAUCCAUCACCACUACUCCGCAGAUGGACCAGGACCACCAACUAGGUAGAGGGUCAUCUGUCACCACUACUCCACAGAUGGACCAGAUCCACUAA